AUGCUAUGGUCCAUCGCGAAAAAGAGUUACGGGCAAAGCUUCUACCUCCAGGUACCCCCCACCCACCACACCCUCGCCGCCGCCGCCCAUAGUAACUCUCAGCGUCACCCUCUCCCCACCCGACAUGCCUACUUCAUCUUACAAAGUGAUGACGUCGUUACGGCAGCGUCGUCAUCGGAGAUGGUCGGGGCUGGAGCCAUUGGUACCUCAGGGCACACAGGUUUCCCGACCCCCGUCUUCCAGGCUAAUCUAUCUAUCUAUCUAUCUAUCUAUCUAUCUAUCUAUCUAUCUAUCUAUCUCAUCAAUUCAUAUCUUUUAUAUAUAUAUAUAUAUAUACUCAGAAAUAUUCGGAUCUAUCUAUCUAUCUAUCUAUCUAUCUAUCUAUCUAUCUAUCUAUCCAGACAUAUUCUGAUCUAUCAAUUUCAACAUAUUCUGAUCUAUCUAUCUAUCUAUCUAUUUAAACAUAUUCUGAUCUAUCUAUCUAUCUAUCUAUCUAUCUAUCUAUCUAUCUAUCUAUCACAACUUGUUCAUGUACCUAUCGUGAAAUCUAUAAAAGAAGUGUUGAUUCUCUCUCCGUCACCCACUUUCUGCUUGCCUAUACAAUUGUUUAUAAUAAAAUUCGUAUCUAUCUAUCUAUCUAUCCAUUUUCUUCUUAUCUAUCUAUCUAUCUAUCUAUCUAUCUAUCUAUCUCCCCUGUUUAGAUCAGAUAUCUAUCUCAAUCUCUUCAUUUUCUUCCUAUCUAUCUAUCUAUCUAUCUAUCUAUCUAUCUAUCUAUCUAUUCAUUUUCUAUCUAUCUAUUCAUUUUCUAUCUAUCUAUCUAUCUAUCUAUCUAUCUAUCUAUCUAUUUAUCUAUCGUUCCAACACAUUAAAUGA
This is a messenger RNA of Acanthosepion pharaonis, 873 nucleotides long. The record is from the annotation of a GenBank genome assembly. Lineage: Eukaryota; Metazoa; Mollusca; Cephalopoda; Sepiida; Sepiidae.